This is a messenger RNA of Macadamia integrifolia, 1184 nucleotides long. RefSeq lists its product as uncharacterized. Gene Ontology annotation, cellular component: mitochondrial inner membrane. The transcript has 7 exons. Gene Ontology annotation, biological process: mitochondrial proton-transporting ATP synthase complex assembly. NCBI's taxonomy places the organism in Eukaryota, Viridiplantae, Streptophyta, Magnoliopsida, Proteales, Proteaceae. The coding region runs from base 120 to 932 and encodes 270 amino acids. The record is from RefSeq and is a predicted model, not a curated record.
UUUUCGUGUGUUUCGUUUCUGAGUUCCGAGUCUUCCGACUGACUGACAUUUGGAAUUUGGACCGCCCAAGAGCCGUUUGGCCGAGAGAAAGAGAGGAUCACAUCGUCAAAGAUUGAAAGAUGCUGAGGGUGAAGCGUCUAAUGAAGGCUCGCCUAUGUAACACGAUCGGAAAAGCUGCACUUACGAGGCUCCUCAGAGGAAGCCAUGAAGAAGAGCUCUUCUUUCUCCCUUCACAGAAGACUUUCCGUCGCUCCCUCGACAUCUACCAGAUCGGCAACAAAUCUGCCAUUGAGAAGGAGCGCGCUAGACUUGCAGAUGAAAUGAAUAGAGGAUACUUCGCUGACAUUUCUGAGCUCAAGAAACAUGGUGGUAAGAUUGCAAUGGCGAAUAAAAUUAUAAUUCCAGCCAUUUCUGCUGCGAAGUUUCCCACAAUAGAAGUGAACUUCUCGGAUGGGAAAAGUAUUAAACUACCGAUUGUCUCUGAAGGAAAUGGAGUUAAAGCUAACGAAAUGGUUGUACCCGCGGCAUCUUUACUGUGUCUUUCAUUUCGAGCAAGCUCUCAGGCAAUGAUCGACUCUUGGACUGUACCAGUUCUGGAAGCAUUUAGGGCAUCGAGUAAUCUUCAGAUAUAUGAGGUUUCGUUUAUAGACUCUUGGUUGUUAUCCAUGAGUCCCAUAAAGCGACUGCUUCUUCGGAUAAUGCGGAAGUCCAAUGCUGAUGAAAAGAACAAUGCUCUCCAAAGGCAAUUUGUAUAUUCAUUUGGCGACCACUAUUACUUCAGAAAAGAGCUUAAAAUUUUGAACCUUCUGACAGGGUAUAUUUUCCUGCUGGACAAGUUUGGUAGAAUUAGAUGGCAAGGUUUCGGAUUGGCAACAAAAGAGGAGUUGGUAUCACUGCUGUCAUGCACAUCCCUUUUAUUAGAAGAGAAAUGAUUCAACUUGCUUGCAUAGGUGAUCAUAAACCCGUAUUUUGACUUGUGUAAGUGUGCAACUUUAAGCACAUGCUUGGAAGAAAGAAGAGAAUUCAAGAGAAGGUAAUUUCCCAAAUAAUGUCAAAUUCUUUAGUUGUUAAUGCUGCUUGUUUUGGUUAAGUUGUUGAGAAUAGUUUGGAUAAACUUGUGGAUGAACUCUUCAGCACUGUGUAACCUCUGAACUUGCGAAAUAAAAUAUAAAUUUUGCAGAGAA